This is a messenger RNA of Folsomia candida, 1407 nucleotides long. Its product is annotated as elongation of very long chain fatty acids protein 6. The record is from RefSeq and is a predicted model, not a curated record. Gene Ontology annotation, molecular function: fatty acid elongase activity. NCBI's taxonomy places the organism in Eukaryota, Metazoa, Arthropoda, Collembola, Entomobryomorpha, Isotomidae. Gene Ontology annotation, biological process: fatty acid elongation, saturated fatty acid; fatty acid elongation, polyunsaturated fatty acid; fatty acid elongation, monounsaturated fatty acid. Bases 453 to 1283 code for a protein of 276 amino acids. The transcript is spliced from 10 exons. Gene Ontology annotation, cellular component: endoplasmic reticulum membrane.
AGAGGGAAAGGGUAAAGAUCGUGCCUAAAAUCAAAGCUUGGGCAGCAACGGAAGUACGGAGGCUGCUCGGUACCCGGGUAUCCUAUCGGCGGAGCGAGGUGUGCUAGACAGACGACUACUAAAUAACAAGAGCAAUUUGCCGGAGAGAGCAGACCAGAACGCAUGCAUCACGUACAUAUUUAGUUAGUCAGCACAUCACGUUCAUAUUUUUAUUCCUUGACGACGUCGUCCUCGAUGACUCAACGGAAGUUCUGUGUGAAUUAAUUAGCGAGACGACGACAAUAACCAUACGUUGAUAAGCUCCUAACUGUUUGAAAGAUUUUAUCCACGCGAAAUAAUUAACAACCGAAAGUGACCAAUUACGUAAUCGCACACGGUACAAGAUCGUUCCAGUAGCGACAAGGUGAUUUCGGCUGGUCAGGGAUCGGGAGACCAUUUCUUUCUACGAAGAUAUGACUGCAAACCGAUCAUCGUCACCAGCCAUCCUUUGGCCGUAUGACAAUCCUCGCACCUUCCAUCCAUUCCGCUUCGAGAGCGUGGACGACGCGUGGUGGAAGCAAUUCAUGGCUGACCACACCAACCUUCCCUUCGUCAUUUCCGUCGUCUACCUCAUCACGAUUUUUGGGGGACAACGCCUCAUGCGCCAGCGUGAACCCUUCCGUCUCAACCAUAUCCUAGCCGGAUGGAAUCUCGUCCUCGGAGCCUUCAGCAUCUUUGGAGGCUUCCGAAUUGGCCAAGAGUUAUUUCAUGUCGUCCGUUUGAAUGGGUUCUAUCGGAGCGUGUGCAUCAGGGAAGGUUACAACGAGCCGACAGCUUUUUGGGGGCUGUUAUUUGUGCUUUCAAAAUUUGUCGAAUUGGGGGAUACCAUUUUCAUCGUUUUGAGGAAGCAGCCCCUCAUUUUACUCCAAUGGUGGCAUCAUUCUAUCACACUCAUCUUCGUCUGGAAGGUAUUUCCCUACUCAGAACCCAUCCAAAGGUUUUACGGAGUGAUGAACUUUGCUGUGCAUGGACUAAUGUACAACUACUUUGCAUUGCGGGCAAUGAAGGUGCGUGUUCCCAAACUGAUGGCUUUGAGUCUGACAUCUCUGCAGUUUGCGCAAAUGCUGGUUGGGAUUCUGGUGAACGUGUAUUCCGUGCAUGUCAUGAGAGCUGGUCAGUUUUGUGCUCGGACUCCGCACACUCUGAAAUGGAGUUUAGGAGUGUAUGCGUCGUUUGCUGUUUUAUUCGCCGAGUUCUUGUUUAGCCGUUACUUUGUAAAAUCGAAAGGAAAAAAGACUGAUUAACCGCAAGCGUGAUACAUAAAGUAUACUACGUGCAGCAUUUUAGUUGCUUUUAUAUGCAUAAACUUUAAAGUGUCUGCCUGCAGAAGAUUUCCAAUAUUGAAAUAAAUCUAUUAAUAACGCUUAA